Acanthopagrus latus (yellowfin seabream) is the source of this 7113-nucleotide messenger RNA. Its product is annotated as leucine-rich repeat-containing protein 4C-like. The coding region runs from base 1644 to 3593 and encodes 649 amino acids. NCBI's taxonomy places the organism in Eukaryota, Metazoa, Chordata, Actinopteri, Spariformes, Sparidae. Gene Ontology annotation, cellular component: glutamatergic synapse; plasma membrane; postsynaptic density membrane. Gene Ontology annotation, molecular function: cell-cell adhesion mediator activity. Gene Ontology annotation, biological process: modulation of chemical synaptic transmission; regulation of axonogenesis; synaptic membrane adhesion. The record is from RefSeq and is a predicted model, not a curated record. The transcript is spliced from 5 exons.
UAGAUUAAGUGGUGAUUCUUACUAAUAAUAUCAUCCACAACAUUUUGUCUUUUGGAUGUACGCGGUUGUUCCCUUUUCACUUGAUUAGAUACAGUCAUCAUACAGAAGCAGGAUUAACAUGUGCAUUCCAUCUGCAGCCUCUAAUUCAAGAGGAUGCACUGCUUGUAAUUAUGCAUGGGUCAAACCGCAUGGGUACCUUAAUUAAUGAGUCAAAUCUUUUGAUACACAACAGAGAUUUGCUGCAUGACCUUCUCUGGAUUUGUGCCGAUUGUGAUGGUAAACUGUAAAACACAGAUUUAAGACUGAAACACUGAAAUAGCAGGAGUGUGUAGUAGGAUUUUUUCUUCACUUGAAAACCUGAAACACCAUUUCCUGUUAUCAAUCUUGACAGGCAUCAACAGUUGAAAGUUAUCUUUUAUUCUAAUGUUUGCAGGGAUGGCAGUCUUUUUACUGACAAUGGUAACCAAUAUGAAAUAUAUGAAUGCCGGUAUUAGAAACUGAUUCUGACUUUGGUCCAGCAACUUGCAAGAUCUGGACCACGCCAGUGUUUGCACCUCCAGCCAGAUUCCCAGUUUUACGACACUCCACAGAUUAAUUCUCGCCCAAUUUAUGUCACAGUAAAACAGUGUAAAAGCCACACCAUGAAAAUAUGAACCAAAAACCGUAUGUACAAAUGAACAACCAUUCAGACGCCUUUUUUUGUAAAGGAUAAAAAAAAAAAAAAUUUAAAAAAAAAUCACGCUGAGUGAUGUCCUGCCAUGGAAAUGCUCACCAGGAGGUUAAGCACACAUAAAUAGGCAGAGAGCCUCAUUAGUGCGAAUGUAAAUAAAUAGAGACAGAUGAUGCAGACAGAGAGUCGAACAGGACCACGAGCUUCUGUGUCAUGUAAAUAUCUGCCUUGGCAAGCUAAGUCUCAGUGUGUCAACAUCAGAAUGAUCAGAAAAUUUAAGCAGUGGAGGAAAAUUUCCCAUACACCUACUGGCGCCAUAUUUGAGGAGAAAAGAUAGGAUCCGUGACUGACAGGGGGUCCCAAAUAUAAGGUUUAGGAAAAAAAAAAUGUUUUAAUUACCCAUCAUAAUAUUAUAACAUGUUUUCAUUAAUAUAAUAUGUCAUUAAGAAUACAGUAAUAGCAAUGUCUUUGUCUUUAUCCAUAUUGACCACCCCCUGUAUCUGCAUGAAAUGGUAUGGUCCUACCUGGGCCAACAGUCCUUGACAGAGGUUCCGUGUUAGCUAACAGAUAAAACGUUGUGUAGUGAGCGCUGCUGUCAUGAUCCCUGAAAGAAAAUCUAAAAAAGGACAGGAAAAAAAGCAAAGAAAGGGGAGAGAAAAGAAAGGACGACAGUGUGUCACCCUGUUUUUGUCGGAGAAAGACUCAACAACAGAUUUGUCAGCAGCCCUCUCUCCUCACACCCCUCCACAACCCAGUGAACCAUCUCAAGAAGGUCCUUGAAGUGGAAGGAUCAGAAGCAAGUUGGACUAUCAAAGAAAACUGCAAAAAAAAUUGGAAGUUUUGAAGGGGACAGCUUCAUGGUGGUUUGGACGUUAACAUGAGGACGACAAGAACCCCCCUGGAUCUGUGAUUGAACUGGCAGUGAGCCCAAAUCCUCUUUUCAAAGAGUGGAAGACCAGUCAAUGAAUUAUGAAUGUUAAACAAGAUGACCUCUUCUCAGCAGCAGCAGAUGAUGCGAGGUCCUAGGUGGAACCGGGCCUUGUCCGACCCUUUGUUUGUGCUGCUUCUGGCCCUCCAGCUGCUGGUGGUAGCAGGGCUGGUACGUGCUCAGACGUGCCCCUCUGUCUGCUCCUGUAGUAACCAGUUCAGCAAAGUCAUCUGCACCCGGCGAGGCCUGCGGGAUGUCCCCGAUGGCAUCUCUACCAACACGCGCUACCUGAAUCUGCAAGAAAAUCUCAUUCAGGUCAUAAAGGUGGACAGCUUCAAGCACCUGAGACAUCUUGAGAUCCUGCAGCUGAGCAAAAACCACAUACGCAAAAUCGAGCUGGGGGCCUUCAAUGGACUGGCCAGCCUCAAUACCCUGGAGCUUUUUGAUAAUCGCCUCACUACUAUCCCAAACGGGGCGUUUGAGUACCUGUCCAAGCUAAAGGAGCUUUGGCUGAGGAAUAACCCCAUAGAGAGCAUUCCCUCCUAUGCUUUCAACAGAGUUCCCUCAUUGCGGCGGUUGGACCUUGGGGAGCUCAAAAGGCUCUCCUACAUUUCUGAGGGGGCAUUUGAAGGGCUGAGCAAUCUGCGCUACUUAAAUCUGGGAAUGUGCAAUCUGAAGGAAAUUCCCAACCUUAUUCCCCUGGUGAAGCUGGAUGAACUGGAGAUGUCAGGCAACCAGUUAGCUGUCAUCCGGCCUGGCUCUUUUAAAGGGCUCAUCCACUUGCAGAAGCUGUGGAUGAUGCAUGCCCAGAUCCAGACCAUAGAGAGGAACUCUUUUGAUGACCUGCAGUCACUAGUGGAGCUCAAUCUGGCCCACAACAACCUCACCCUCUUGCCCCAUGAUCUCUUCACUCCUUUACAUCACCUCGAGAGGGUACACUUGCACCACAACCCGUGGAAUUGUAACUGUGACAUCCUCUGGCUGAGCUGGUGGCUUAAGGAGAUGGUACCAGCGAACACCAGCUGCUGCGCUCGUUGCAGCUCACCGACCCACCAUAAGGGACGAUACAUUGGCGAGCUGGACCAGAACUACUUUCACUGUUAUGCUCCUGUUAUUGUGGAGCCUCCCGCCGACCUAAAUGUCACAGAGGGAAGCGCUGCGGAGUUAAAAUGCAGAGCCAGCUCCCUGACCUCGGUAAGCUGGAUUACACCCAACGGUUCCAUCAUGACACACGGUGCAUACAAGAUCAGAAUCUCUGUGCUGAAUGACGGCACUCUGAACUUCACCAAUGUCACCAUGCAGGACACGGGCACGUAUACGUGCAUGGUCAGUAAUUCUGCAGGUAACACGACAGCAUCUGCCACGCUCAACGUGUCGUCAACGGAGAACAGCAGCUUCAGCUACUUCACCACAGUGACAGUGGAGACCAUAGAAACGCCACACAAUGAAGGCUUCACCACUACCGUGCAACAGAAGGUGGGCCCCACCCCCUCUGCUGGGAGUUCAUGGGAGUCCGUUUCACCCACCUCUACGACUACCACCACAGUCCGGACCCCGCAAUCCACCCGCGCCACAGAGAAGACUUACACAAUCCCUGUGACAGAGCUGGGUGGGGAGAGCUCCCUUAACGGCUUGGAUGAGGUGAUGAAGACGACCAAGAUCAUCAUCGGCUGCUUUGUUGCAAUCACACUCAUGGCAGCUGUCAUGCUGAUCAUCUUCUACAAGAUGCGCAAACAGCACCACCAGCAGAAUCACCAUGCACCCACACGCACCAUUGAGAUCAUCAAUGUGGAUGAGGACUGUGUAACAGGAGGCCCGGGCAUGGAGGGCCACCUGACUCUGCCUCCUCUUGAGCACGAGCACCUCAACCACUAUAACGCCUAUAAGACUGCAUACAACCAUGCCUCCACUAUCAACUCCAUACACAGCUCAGCGCACGAACCUUUGUUAAUCCGGGCCAGCUCAAAAGACAAUGUACAAGAGACCCAAAUCUAAUACAUUCUUUUUUCCAGACAUUACAAAACUGAUGGAAUUACAUAAAGACACUACUGACAGGACAAUACUGACAAUUGCUCAUGAGAACUAUGGCUCAAACACGAAGGUUUGGAAACACGGUCUGUUUGGCAAAUCAGUGACUGGUUAUGUUUAUUCAAUGACUUUGGGAAUUAGGGUAUGUCUACUGUUUCAAAAAGUGUCUUUACAAAACAGAAGUUAUUUAUUUAAGAAAAAAGUAUUGUGGUUAAAUCAAGAAAAAACUGUAUUCUGCAAUUAUUUUUUCAGCACUUAAUUCAUGUUUUUUUCUUUUUCUUCCUCUCAUGUCACGUGAUCGGUUUACUAAUAUGCUUUCAAACUCUGUUUGGAGACAUCUGUCGAAGAAAAACUCCUGAAGCAAAUUACUGUCAAUUUUUGGUAAAAAAAAGAAAAAAAAACUGCAGACUUUAGAUCAGAGGAGAUAGUAACCUCAUUUUCCCCGUGUAUCAAAGAAAUCUAGAGCACAUUAGUGAUCUUCUCCAGCUGUGGAUUAAGUGAUGAAAUCUUUUGUGACCAUCUGUAACUGAGAUGAAUUAAACAGUUGUUCAAUAUAUUACAGUGAGUGACAGAACUGUCAGUGACGGAAUUUGAUCAUAAUUCACUGUUUAAUUAAAUCUGUCACAUACGUAUCAGCCACUCUCUGGUCUGUCGUCGAUAGACUGAGGAUGUCGAGAGGGGGAAAUGUGUCCUGCUGUUGUAAAAGUGGAGGGCUCACCAUCAGAGAGACAUUUUAGUUCAAUUAAAUUCUAUUGAUUAACUAUGAAAUGAACUUACAUUUGUCUUUGUGUUCCUAAUGUAUAUGCAAUUAUUAUUUUAUCGCCCAGUCUCCGAUUGCUUUGACUGAAGAAGAGAUUAUUGUAGAGAACAUUUCUUUUAUUGCAUUUAGACACGUUUAAAUUCUAAAGGUUGUGAUAUGGGAGGAGCACUGAUGGGUCAUUUUGCAUCAAUAUAAUUGUGACUGAAAACAUAGGAGAAAAGUGUAAAGAUCAGAAUUCUUGUGGAAAAACGUAGCGAGGCUCCACCGCCUCAGCUGUCUGCAGUGUAUCAUGACCUCACCUUUACCUUACGGUGCUUUGUACUGUUGCAUAUGAAGAAGAUGAUUGCUUUAAAGCCACCCGUUUCAUGCUGGGACCCCAUACCUCAUCUGCAGCACUGCAGGACCGAGUGCUAUCAGAAGCAGACUGAUGAGCUUAAGAAGGAGCGGAAACCCUUUAUACAGCUGUCUGAGCGCGUUGCCUGUCAUCUGUGUGCCACAUUUCCACAUGGGCAGCGCCUGGCAGCCGCAGAUUCACACCCUGCCCCAGCCAACAUCAGGACUUGGCCCCUGAGCGGCAGGGCUUAUGCUGGGAGAGGAUUCAGGGGUGAAUGUGUGGGAUCGGGCAUCAACCAGAUGUUUGAGUUGCACCUGCCUCCCUCUCUCUCUCUAUCUCUAUCUCUCUCUCUCUGUUAGCGACAUCACAAUUUCCAUUUUAAUUGAUGUGCCCAUGGGCUUUGGAUGGACUCAGCUCUGCAGGCGCCCAUACCCUGGAAAUCAUUUCAAAGCCCCCUCAGUAAAAAAUGGCAGCAGGACGCAUUAAUGCAGAGGUUAGGCAGACAUUUGUCAGAUCCAACAGUUAGGCUGAUGCCCCGGGUUUAUUUUUAGCAAAUAAGCACAGCUUUUGAUCCCCUAAUCGGAAAAUAUAUGAAAAGGUCAGGCUACUGUCACGCGUAAUUCAACUUUUUCAUUAUAACGGAGUAUUACAUUUAGAAAUCCCAUGGAGGAGAACUCCCCAUUAAAACUAGUGUUUUAAAACGUAAGUACUAAGUGGUACUCCUACCGAAAUUCACAAAAGUGUGGUGCGAGGUUUCAACUUGAAUUUUAAAGGCUUGAAAAGUGCCUGCGACAAGUACGAUUUGCCAUUUCAAUGAUCUGAUGAUUUGAUGAUACUGGAACCAUGAUGGUUACAGUGGACUCCGUUGGUAAAGGUGGUUUUCACAGAACAAAUUAACAGUGAUCAACAAAUCCACAGAAACCUCUCAGACUGCUCCUGUUGCAUCUCUGCUGUCCACCUGUAUGCACAUUUUACCAAAACACAAGAUUGUCAAGCUAACUCAGCUAGCUCAGCUACAAGCUAAUGGCUGCCACAGCUAGUAGCAGUUAGCAGUGACUCUCCUGAUAUUUGUUUUGAGUAUGAAGUCAUCAGGUGGACAGAUCUAUAAAUGGACGCUUUUUAAAGCCCACAUGGAGAGAGUGCCUCCUUUUUUUAACCUUAAAGAAAAGCAGGAAACCCACACAGCUCCACGCUGCAGUGCUUUUGAAGAAGGGGAGGAAUAAAUGAGAUGCAGCAGCAGUUUGUCUCAGUAUCCCAUGACUAGGAUAUGAAAAGGAAAUCAAAUUAAACAGCAGGAUAAUAAUCUAAAGCCCUAUUCGCACCAGACCAGUAUUACCUGGGGCCCUCUUGUGAUAUGUAAUACAAUAAUUGCAUAGAUUAAAACAUGUUAAUAAUCUAUGUCUGUAAUCUGCUAAGUAAAAACUCUGUAGUUAAUUACCUUCCAUUUUUCAGCUAAUUCAACAGUCAUUUGAUAAUAGUGGUCCCGUUGUUAAACAGCAUCUUUUUAAUUUUCUCUUUUUCCCAUACUUUUUUCUCCCUUUUUUUUUCCCAGGUUCAGGCUGCAGUAGACGUUAUUAAUGGCUGCUCUGAUACCAUUUGGGUUGCAGAUGCAGGAGGAUAUUUAUCUCAGUUUGGAGACCCCACUGUAUGUUUUAAAGAUAAUUCGAUAAUGAGGAUAAUUCAGGGGAUUUGUUCAGUAAAUUUGAAUGAAACACAACAUUUCAUUUAUUCACUUUGAAUGUGGUGCACACACAGAUGGUAGAUUAAAUAACAUAAGGUUCCCAAGUAACUUUAGUUUUUAGACUGAAUGAGAUAAUUGACCACCUCAUAACAUGCUUUUUUUUCUUUUUUUUUUGUCUCACCAUGAUUACACUUCUGUGGAGUUUGGCACAUUUGUAAACCAUAGAACGAGCUGGGUGUGUGUGUGUCAUUUAGUCUGUGUUUGAGUUCCUAGUGGUGGGAUGUGGAUCACAAAUUCUACUCAGUUAACAUAAGAGAGUGUAACCAUCUGCCCUUCUUUGCCUUUAGUUGGAGGUAAUAAAUCGUCUGAAAAAUUUAAAUCGUAAAUUUGUUGCAUUUUAGUCGAGCUGUCUCAUGUAUGUAAGAUAUCUAAAUAUUUUUGGGUCAAUUUUUUUUUUUCUCACAUUCUUUUUCUUUUUGUUUUCUGAGAUUGAAUGCUGUUCUAGUGGUAGAUUUAUAUAUAUAUAUAUAUAAAAAAGAAGAACAUACAUUUUGAGAAUAAAACAAAACAAAAACAAAAAAUUUUUCAAUUUUGAUUUUACAUGUGCCAACAACCUGUUCUAAAAAGUGAAAAAGAGAAACAUGAUGUAAACGAAUAAGAGAUUGAUUUUCAUGUAAGCAUUCUUUCAUGACCUUUAAAAGAUAUGGAGAUC